AUGGACAAUUCCCUCUGCGUCUCGUCCAGUGAUCUACACCACUCCGCUUCACAUUCAACCUACCCAGCACCCUCCCUUCCCUCGGUCGCUGCAGACGCAUCCACCCUAGCUGCAUCACAACCACCGCAUCAACAACAACACCACCACAAAUUCCCCUCUCCCAACCCAAACUUCCAUCCGAACCACCACCAGCAAGCCAAGCAUCUCCAGCCCUUCGUCCCAGCAGACAAUCCCCUCCCCUCUUCAGGACCAUCCACCUCCACCUACACACAGCUCCAACCACAAUCCCAACUUCACACGCAGUGCCAGCCCCUCGACAUCCGCACCAUCCUCAGUCCUCCCGACCUCGACCUCUGGCGCACGCGCCUCUUCAACAUCGAUGAAAUGAUCGUCCUUAGUGAGGAACAAUUCCUAACUUACUUCCCGCACAUCGACAACGUCUACUCCCACCGCUCAACGCAGCACUACAAGCGCAAGCCCCUCGUCUCGCACUACUGGGACUGCCGGCUCAAGGGCCGCCCGCCGGGCACGCCCAAGUCCACCGACCCCAACAAGAAGAAGCGGAAGCGCACGGCCCGCGAGCGGGAUCUGUGCGAUGUCAAGAUCAAGAUCACGGAGUAUUUUCCUUGGUCGGAAGGGGAGGGUUUGUCGGUGGGGGCAGGGGGUGGUGGUUCUGCUGCUGCUACUGGCAGCAAUAGUGCCGCUGAGCGGAUGGAGGGAGUCUCCGGGUCCAAUUAUAAUCAUCCGUUUGGGAUGCUAACGCCGAAUCUGAAUGUGCUGUUGCCCGAGGGGCAUCCGGGAUUGCAGGGGCAGCGGUUCUUUACUAUCCAGAGGGUGAAUGGGAAUGGGGGGAAUGGGAAGAAUGAUGGGGUUACGGGGGGGCAUCGGCAUACGCUGGAAGAGAGUGAUCGCGUGAAGAAGAAUAGUGUACAGCGGUUUCUCUUGAAGGAGGCGAGGCAAGAGAGGAAGAAGGCGGUCUCGGUAAGUUUCGAGAUGCCUUUUUAUUUGUCUCUAUGUUCUACUACUGUCGGUGGGCGGUGGUGUUGAUGGAGGGGGGGAGGGUUACGUCACUGGUGCGGCGGGCUGAACCUGACCACCGCACGCAAUUCCCCGCUUCCCCUUCUCUUCUUUCUCCAUCAUUUUUGCCAUCUUGCGUUAUGUUCCUUCGAUCUUUCUGGCAGACGAGUCCUUGUUUGUGGAAUAGCCUGACGUGCCGAACUCAAUCGGCAAUUGCACACGCUCCAUCAGCAUAUCUCCGUUCUAACGCCGGCCGCCUACAGACGCGAACCAUGUCUACCCAGAACCAACCACAGAAGUCGUACCACACCAAAGCUACCGGGCUCGCAGCCAAGACUGUUGCCGAUCACUCCGAAGACAACGAUCUGAAGCUGUUUGGUAGUUGCUUUUGGUGAGACGG
Molecule: messenger RNA, 1417 nt
Organism: Aspergillus fijiensis CBS 313.89
Lineage: Eukaryota; Fungi; Ascomycota; Eurotiomycetes; Eurotiales; Aspergillaceae
Exons: 3
Coding region: 1-1047 (348 amino acids)
Source: RefSeq, a predicted model, not a curated record